AUGGAAACUGAUGCUCUCCAAGGAAACUCUUCAUCGUCUCACAGCUCAGUGAACACCAAGUUCCUCUCACAGACUGGCUACACAGUACUAGCCAUUAUCAUGGGUGUAUUUUCUGUAGCAGGGAUCAUCCUCAAUGUCCUUGUGAUCGUGGUGACAGUGAAAUACAGACAGCUAAGGCAGCCACUCAGCUACGCCCUGGUUAACCUGGCCAUAUGUGACCUGGGCUGUGCUGUGUUUGGAGGGCUGCCCACCACAGUAACCAGUGCCAUGGGAUACUUCAGCCUGGGACGUGUGGGCUGCGUGUUAGAGGGUUUUGCUGUUUCCUUUUUUGGUAUAGCAAGUCUGUGUACAGUAGGAGUUAUUUCUGUUGAACGCUACAUAGUAGUGUGUUAUCCCAUGGGUGCUGUCCUCUUCCAGACCAGACAUGCAGUGGCUGGAGUGGUGCUGUCCUGGGUGUGGUCAUUUGUGUGGAACACUCCACCUCUGUUUGGUUGGGGAAGUUAUGAGCUAGAGGGGGUAAAGACUUCAUGUGCCCCUAACUGGUACAGUCGUGAUGUCGGGAACAUGUCCUACAUCAUCAUAUACUUUUGCCUUUGCUUUGCUGUGCCCUUCUCCAUCAUCAUGGUGUCCUACUCACGACUCUUGUGGACCCUUCGUCAGGUGACCAAACUGCAGGUGUCUGAGGCUGGCAGCACAAAUCGUGUUGAGGCGCAGGUGGCGCGUAUGGUAGUGGUGAUGGUGUUGGCCUUCCUAGUCACCUGGCUACCAUAUGCUGGCAUGGCCUUAGCUGUCAUCAUAGACCCCAGUCUAUAUAUUGACCCUGUUAUUGCUACCAUCCCUGUUUAUUUGGCUAAAAGCAGCACACUCUACAAUCCCAUCAUAUAUGUUUUCAUGAACAGACAGUUUCGAGGAUACGCUGUUCCUACUGUCCUGUGUGGAUGGAACCCCUGGGCCUCAGAUGCACAAAUGUCUGAGGGUGAGACCACUGUUGUCACUCUCAACAAGGGCCAAAAAGUCUCACCUAAAGAAUCUUUAAAAGAAUAA
Molecule: messenger RNA, 1044 nt
Organism: Seriola dumerili (greater amberjack)
Lineage: Eukaryota; Metazoa; Chordata; Actinopteri; Carangiformes; Carangidae
Gene: parapinopsina
Product: parapinopsin-like
Exons: 5
Coding region: 1-1044 (347 amino acids)
Biological process (GO): G protein-coupled receptor signaling pathway; visual perception
Cellular component (GO): photoreceptor outer segment; membrane
Molecular function (GO): G protein-coupled receptor activity
Source: RefSeq, a predicted model, not a curated record